AUGACCACCUUCUACAGAGGCACCAUUGAGAGCAUCCUGACCAGCUGCUUCACCGUGUGGUACGGCGCCUGCACCGUGUCCUUCUGCAAGACCCUGCAGCGCAUAAAGGCAGCAGUGAGAUUCCUCCUCAGCGUUUGGAUCUUUAUUCCAGGGUGUGAUUCAGAUGUGACAUGCAGGAAUGACAACGGAGCACCGGUGGACUGGUACAUCAUAUACAAGUAUCCGCGUAUGAUUGGAGGCGGUUUGAGGUAUUUGUACAUGGAUGACAGCACCAAUGGAUGGAUACUCAGCACCAAGAAAAUCAGUAAAGGAGCUCUGCUGAAGACUCUGGCACCUCUUCUUGACUUCUACGUCUCAAAGACCACAGAUUUCGGAUACCUGCUCUACAACGACCAGCCUCCAGGUCAUGAUGCUUCCUCAUCAUAUGGCCACAGUAAAGGGGUUGUGAUGCUGGACAAAACUGGAAAAACUGGAGUUUGGCUUUCUCACAGCACACCAAGAUUUCCGACAUAUCGCAACAGAAACUUCUGGCCAAACAACGGGAAUGAUAAUGCUCAAACAUUUCUGUGUGUGACCUUCCCUUAUGAUAGCUUCGGAGAAAUUGGAGAGCAGCUAAAGUACAUCCAUGUCUAUCCCUUUGACCACUACAUUCCAACUGACUUUCCUAAGGAGCUGGGAUGUCUCACAAAGCAAGGCUGCUACCGGAAUAAAAAACCCUGGUAUAGAAUGAAGACACUGACUUCUAAAGCAAACCGUAAAUUCUACAGUUUUGCAAAAAAUAAGCUUUUUGGGAAAGAUCUUUACUCUGGUCUCAUUUUGAAAAAAGUGAAGAAGAAUCUGUAUGUGAGGAGCUGGGGAAAGAGGGGUCGGACUAAGCUUCUGGCCUCCAACUGUGAAGACCCUCAUCGUCAUCUGUACAAUGUGAAGAGAGUGGAGCUCCCGCACGGGGCGCCCUUCAUCGACACUGUUGAUCAUUCCAAGUGGUGUGUGACUGAACGUGGUGCUUUUACCUGCAUCGCUGAUUUGAACAGGAUGGAGAGCCAGAAGAAAAGAGGUGGUGGAGCAAUAUGCACCACAAACCAUGUAGUUGGGAGGGCUUUUCGUGCACUGAUCAGAAAAUCCGAACCGUGUCCGCGUAAGAAGCCAAGGGGGUGACGCUGAGCAGUAAAAGAACGACCAAACUCAGCUAGCGUUAGCUUUCUGACGUUAGCAGGUCUGGAGUUCAGUACAGGAUGUGGGUAUUAAAACUUAAUAUAUUUUUCCAACUAGUGGCUCAAUUUUUUCAUAAAUUUCACUUUCAAGUUUUUGCUCGAGUUUUUUUCGUUCUAUACCAAAAAUGAGAAAACUGAUUCACUUUCUAAAAUUUUUUUCCCCCACUCUCCAUUAAUAUUAAAAAUCACAUAGUCAAUAAAAAUGGAUUUUUCAUUAGGUCAAGUAUUUGUUUAUCAGUUUUACUUCAUGAAGUGAAAUAAAAUGAGAGGUAACUAAUGUUAAACUGUCACAAUAAAAGUGAAGAGUGUUGGAGCUGUACUGUUAGCAGAACGGUCACUUUGUGAAUUUGUGGCCCCUGAUGCAGGAGCCUGGUGGGUGCUGGUUCUGAGUACAGGAGUGGGUGAAUAUUCCUCCAAUGUCAAGAUGACAGUUUGGGACAAAUUUAUUUUUGGUUGAAACAGGAUGGAGGCGGUUGUGGGUGACCCCUAUGAUAUAAUUUCUGAUGAAGUUUUCUUUGUUUUUUCUUUAAGAAGCUUUUUUUGCUG
Molecule: messenger RNA, 1757 nt
Organism: Acanthochromis polyacanthus (spiny chromis)
Lineage: Eukaryota; Metazoa; Chordata; Actinopteri; Pomacentridae
Product: deoxyribonuclease-2-alpha-like
Exons: 7
Coding region: 1-1155 (384 amino acids)
Biological process (GO): apoptotic DNA fragmentation
Molecular function (GO): deoxyribonuclease II activity
Source: RefSeq, a predicted model, not a curated record